UCGCAUCCCCUAUAAAACCUCGCUUCAACGCAGACCACGCUUUUCAUCUGAAAAUUUCGAAUCUUUCUCUUUGUUUUUCUCUCUUUAACCGAUUCGUAGUCAAACAUAGUUAGAUUUUCUUCUUCUUCAGUUCCUUUUGAGGGUUUUAGACGUGGUUUUGUUUCGUUGUUAGCUGAGCUGAGCUGAGAUGGAUACCGGUGCGAAAGUGAAGAAGGGAGCUGGAGGAAGGAAAGGAGGAGGUCCGAAAAAGAAGCCGGUUUCGAGGUCGGUGAAGGCCGGCCUUCAGUUUCCGGUCGGUAGGAUUGGUCGGUACUUGAAGAAGGGGAGGUACUCUCAGCGUGUUGGAACCGGAGCUCCGGUUUACUUGGCUGCCGUCCUUGAAUACCUGGCUGCUGAGGUGUUGGAACUGGCAGGAAAUGCAGCUCGUGACAACAAGAAGAACAGGAUCAUUCCAAGGCACGUGUUGUUAGCCGUAAGGAAUGAUGAAGAACUUGGCAAGCUUCUCGCCGGAGUGACCAUUGCUCAUGGAGGUGUUCUUCCAAACAUCAACCCGGUUCUUUUACCCAAGAAGACUGACAAAGCAGCCAAGGAGCCCAAAUCUCCCUCCAAGGCUACCAAAUCCCCAAGGAAAGCCUAAUUAGCCCAAAACUACCCUCUUUGAUUAGAUUGCUCACUCUUAAUGAUGAUUUGUAUGUAAUUUGCGGUUAGGAGUUUCCUAUGUUUUUGUUUGUUGAUUGUGUAGUGCGAACUUGACAAGCUUAAUCCUUAAUGAAAUUUUUUUUUCUUUUUCUUUUAAAGACGAAAACAUUGCAAUCUAUUGUCCUCUUUCUGAUUGUUAUUUGGGAACUCGUUAUGGAUUUAGUGAAGGAAACGAUUUGUUUCUAAUAUCUAGGAGCUUACUUGGGUCAGCAAAGUUUCGUAGGAUGGUUUUGUUGUAAGCAGGAUCUUUUAUAUAUUGGAAAUACGUUAUUUCUGUGCAAAA
This is a messenger RNA of Ziziphus jujuba (common jujube), 982 nucleotides long. RefSeq names its product histone H2A. Bases 188 to 637 code for a protein of 149 amino acids. The transcript has 2 exons. NCBI's taxonomy places the organism in Eukaryota, Viridiplantae, Streptophyta, Magnoliopsida, Rosales, Rhamnaceae. Gene Ontology annotation, cellular component: nucleosome. Gene Ontology annotation, molecular function: DNA binding; structural constituent of chromatin; protein heterodimerization activity. The record is from RefSeq and is a predicted model, not a curated record.